Messenger RNA from Raphanus sativus (radish), 450 nucleotides. RefSeq names its product reticulon-like protein B2. The transcript is spliced from 5 exons. NCBI's taxonomy places the organism in Eukaryota, Viridiplantae, Streptophyta, Magnoliopsida, Brassicales, Brassicaceae. The annotation marks the transcript as partial. The record is from RefSeq and is a predicted model, not a curated record.
GGUCACAAGGGGCUGGUUGUAAUUUCAAUAGUCUUUUUAUACUCUAAUGCCACCAUGUUCAUUCACAAGUCUCCACCAAAGAUUCCUGAAGUUCAUAUCCCUGAAGAACCUCUUCUUCAGCUUGCCUCUGGGCUUGGAAUUGAAAUCAACCGUGGGUUCUCUUCUCUUCGCGAUAUUGCAUCUGGAAGAGAUCUCAAGAAGUUCCUUUCUGCUAUCUUCGGAUUGUGGGUUCUAUCAAUCUUGGGCGGAUGCUGUAGUUUCUUGACAUUGGCAUACAUAGCUUUGGUUAUACUCUUCACUGUUCCUCUUCUCUACGACAAGUAUGAAGACAAAGUGGACUCGUAUGGUGAGAAAGCAAUGGCUGAGUUAAAGAAGCAAUAUGAUGUGCUGGACGCAAAGGUAUUGAGCAAAAUCCCAAGGGGACCGUUGGAGAACAAGAAAAAGGAUUAG